Messenger RNA from Puccinia graminis f. sp. tritici CRL 75-36-700-3, 1528 nucleotides. RefSeq lists its product as uncharacterized. Gene Ontology annotation, molecular function: mRNA binding. The coding region runs from base 274 to 1269 and encodes 331 amino acids. The transcript has 7 exons. Lineage: Eukaryota; Fungi; Basidiomycota; Pucciniomycetes; Pucciniales; Pucciniaceae. The record is from RefSeq and is a predicted model, not a curated record. Gene Ontology annotation, cellular component: nucleus; cytoplasm.
GGUUCCCAGGCCGACUUUCGAGAGAAGACACCACGAAUCCUCACUCCGGAUACAUACCACUUCAAAACUUGCUCGGUCUACUACAUUCAACUCUCGAACGCCACUCAAUAAAUCAACGUAUUUCUACUGCGAAGAUCUAUCGAUCCCUUGACUUUGUAGGGUUGGAUCGAAGCGUCGAUUGUUCGUGAAGGAGUUGCUGGAUUACCCAUUUGAAGCACCUUUAAAUCACUCAAGCUGUUUCCGUUUCGUCUCAGCGGCUGCCGGAGAACGCUCAUGGCUUCUGUCAUGGGCUACGGUCAAGGAGCUUCCGGAUUCGGCGGUCAAGGCAUCAACAGAGCUGCUCUUGCCGCCGCCGCUCACAGCGUUAAGGCUCAUCGAGUCUAUGUUGGCAACUUACCCUAUGCAGUCGGUUGGAGGGAAUUGAAGGAUUUCAUGCGAGAGGCAGGUGAAGUCUCCUUUGCCGAAGUCCUCAUGGGAAACGAUGGUCGCAGCAAAGGCUGUGGUGUCGUUGAAUUUUCAACUGGGGAAGCCGCCCAGAAAGCGAUCACCGAGCUGAGCGAUCGACCACUACUUGGAAGACCUGUCUUCAUUCGUGAGGAUCGUGAAGCUCAUCCUCGUUACGGACAUCAACCUCAAAGGCCUGUCUACCCUGGCGCAGCCCCUGGUGGUGGUGGUGGUCCCGGACGUCAACUGUUCAUCACUGGUCUGGCUCCGAGUGUCACUUGGCAAACCUUGAAGGACAUGUUCCGAACCGCUGGAACUGUGGUCAGAGCCGACGUUAAUGUCGCCAAAUGCACCGGGACUGUUGUGAUGUCAAGCGAAGCCGAAGCAACCGCUGCCAUAGCUACUUUCAACGGCAGUACGAUCGAAGGCUCUCGUAUCGUGGUCCGAGAAGAUCGCUUCACGCAAAAUCAUUUGGGUGGCACGAACAAUCAGUUUCAAGCAGGCUCAAGACCAGCCGCAAUCGAUCCUGCCAACCAAGAACCAUCCACUCAAGUGUUCGUGAAUAACCUACCGUAUUCAACCGAUUCGGCCGGCUUAUUAGCCUUAUCUCCUGGUGCCACAUCUGCCGAAGUGAUGAUGAUGGGCGGUAGAAGCAAGGGAAUGGGUGUCUUGGAGUUCCCCAGUCUGGAAGCAUCUGCGGAAGCUUUGACAUCGUUACAGGGUCACAUGAUGGAUGGUCGUCCAAUCAUGGUCAAGUACAAUGAACGCUGGCACGAUUUUUCCGAGCAAGCAGUUAGCUCCAGCUCUACCACCAGCUCAUCGUAAUCUUCUGUUGCCCGUUCAACACUGAAAAAUCUUCCACGCACGCGUCGAGUAAGUCUCGAAUAGUGACACAUAAACUAUUGCGUUCGUUGCCAGAGUGGCCGAAAAAUACCCAGGAUAACGCUCAGCAAUUCCAAUGUUUUCACAACCCACUAUGAAAGUAUACAGUAUGCUACAAUCAAAUUAAAAGCCCUUUUUUUUCUGAACUAUCUGGUCGCUUAUCUAAAAGCCACAAAAGAAAUACCAAAAACAUAUGUCCGAA